This is a messenger RNA of Xiphophorus hellerii (green swordtail), 5350 nucleotides long. RefSeq names its product glucocorticoid modulatory element-binding protein 1-like. Gene Ontology annotation, molecular function: RNA polymerase II cis-regulatory region sequence-specific DNA binding. Lineage: Eukaryota; Metazoa; Chordata; Actinopteri; Cyprinodontiformes; Poeciliidae. The coding region runs from base 877 to 2271 and encodes 464 amino acids. The record is from RefSeq and is a predicted model, not a curated record. Gene Ontology annotation, cellular component: nucleus. The transcript is spliced from 11 exons. Gene Ontology annotation, biological process: regulation of transcription by RNA polymerase II.
UGUUUACAUGUGAACUCUGCAAAUCUAGUAUUCUUUGUAAAAGUAUGAGGAUGAAAGUUCUUGUUCAAAGAAAUCCAAAAGUAUGUGAAAACAAGAUGCCCCGGUCACUUGAGACCAAAAUGAAACCUUCUGGCCAGCAUACACGACACCGUUUGUGUGAGAAAGAGACAUUUAACAAUUUCCCAGUGGGCCAACAUAGCAGCAUCAGGCAGUGGGAAUGUUUCUUCAGCUGUGAAAGAGAAGCUAGUUAGAUGGCAAGCUGGAAAUUCAGGGCACACUUUUGUUUGUAGAAAGAAAUAACUGAAAGCCUGUGUUUUUGUUGUACACUUAUGCACUAGUUGGAGGUGCAGUAUGACUUCAGCUUGUUCUGACCAGUUCAGGAGAUCAACAAAACAGGAAUUUAAAGUGUUAAAUAAGCAAAUGCUGUUUUUCCACUUAAGUUUUUUUUUUUUUUUUUUUGCUGGCAGGUUCUUACAGGUCCACACUGGCAAACAGGAUGUUCACCUGUCCUACCUGUCACUUCAUAGGAUUAUCCCCUGCAAUCUGCCAAUCACUACAGAGUGAAAACAGAAAACAGGCUGAAGUAGAGCUCCCAAAACCUGUUUUGGAUUACUAUUUCAACAACACGAUUCAGGAUCUGCCAUUCGCCCUGGACUUAAUCAGCUUCCGAUAUGUGAGGAAACCAAAGCCAAAAAGCCAGACGAAAACAACAAAGAAGAUGAUUUGUGAGAGUGUGAGGAGUGGAAGUGGACCCCGUUCCCCCCCACUCCCCCCCGUGGAUCCUGUGUGGGACGGGAACGCACGACAGGAGAGUGCGUGAUGCCGCACCAACAGACGUCAGUGUGAGACUCUGAAGAGGCCCUGCUGGGAGGUGUGAUGGCUGCUGCUGAAUGGGUCUCUGAGCCUUCAGGCAAAGUCAUGGUGGUUAAUACAGAGAAGCAGGAUUGCAGGGACAACAACCAUCAGAGACAAAUCAUCCUGCAGCUAAAUGGGCUAAAUGGCGACAGUGCUGGUACUGCCACCACAGUUUUAGCGAUAGAGACACAUCAAAGUGACUGUAAAGCCGAUGAAACAGAGAUAGAGUACGGCUACCCCAUCACUUGUGGAGACAGCACAGCAGUGCUGCUGUUUAAGAAGUUUGUCUGUCCUGGAAUCAAUGUACAAUGUGUUAAGUUCAAUGACCAGCUCAUUAGUCCCAAGCAGUUUGUACACUUGGCAGGAAAAGCCACUCUGAAGGAUUGGAAAAGAGCCAUCAGAGUGGGAGGAGUUAUGCUCAGGAAAAUGAUGGACUCUGGCCAGAUAGAUUUCUACCAGCAUGAGUCAGUGUGCAGCAACACCUGCCGCAGCACCAAGCUCGAUGUGCUGAUGAACAGCACCCGGCCUCCUCCAGGGGCCUUGGUGCAACCAAGCCUGUAUUGUUUGGCUCUCGAGCCUGAUGGGGGACAGCUGCCUACAGUGACAGGGGAAGCUGGCGAUGCAGUGGAGUUGGAGGAGUCUUUGGAGGAAAUGAUUGGACCGGCAUCAGAGCAGAGUAAUGGUUCAACACCACUUGUAAACUCCACAAUCAACGGACAUCCUGCCAACAUGAAGAGAGCUGAUUCACUUGGUGGAGUGAUGAGACUUUGGAGGGGUGUAGCGGAGUCUGGCCUGAUGGUGGAUGUUCUGUCUGGUCUCCAUGCUAAACUUGUGAACACCCUUCAAGGUGUCGAGCUUCGCAGCGAGAACGGCAGCCUGCAGGAGACAGAUGCUCAUAUACUGAAUUCUCUGUGUGAGAUGUUUGGACUUUUGGACUCAGUGAAACAAGCCUUGGACCUUAGGUGCACUCAGAACCAAGAGAGUAAAAUCCAUCACGUGCUGGAUGAGAUCUCGGAGGAACACAGGAAGCAGAGCUGCAAUCAAAGAAAAUCUUACAAGACCUCAUCCUUGAAACACCUCCGACCUCACCGUCAGAGCCAGCAGAAAAGCUGUUUGCACAACUUGCUGCUGAAUGAAAGGACAAACACAGUGAUCCGUCCGCUUUCUUUCACUGGUUUAUCUGCUGCAUCUCAUGCUCAGGUCUUCAGCCAUUUCUCUGCCCCCGCUGGCUGGAGUCACCUUGUUGGAGCCGGCAGGACAGAUGGAGUGGGCCAAGGUGGCAACGAGAAAAAAGAUACCUCAGGAAAGAACAAAGAGAUGAAACAGAAGACGGUACUUCUUCCUGGAGAUGGUCCGAUCAGAUGUGAUGAGGCUGGAAAGACAAAAAGCUCACAUGGCACCGAGAACGUUAAGUAGAUUUCUGUGGCUCAAACUGAGAGGAAAAUGUAAGAGAUUAAAUGAAAACCCACAGUGGAGACUCCACAUCCACUAAUAUGUUGUGGAACAAACCUUCCUGACUGUGAGGUAUCCCAAGUCUAUUGGAUUGGGUUUUUAGAACCAUCAGAUGUAUGGUGGAAAUAUAAAUUAGAUCCAGAUAAAGGCAUACAUUUCCAGCAGAAUUUCCUGAAGAACAAUGUCUUAUUAAUGGUUACAUUAUGGUGGCUGACUGGUGUAUAAAUGGGUUUUUUUGGUGUAAUAACUACAGAAACAGAGGUACAGACACACACCAGACAAAUUGUGAUGUUUACAAUAAGCAUUGGUUUUAGGGACUUUAUAAGAAAAAUUCAAUCAAAGAAAAAAAUAUUAACCACUUUAUUGACUGCCUGGCCUGUAAUGUACAGUGUAUUGUUAAUAUAUAUAUUUUUUAGUUUUUGCUUUUAUAAUGAUAAAACACACAGUAUUCAAGGAAUUUAAAAUACCAUUUUGCUUUUUAAUUCUAUACCUUUUUUGUAAUCUCAGUUCACAGCAAAUUACAUCUCAAGUAACUUUACAGGGAAAUUAAUCCACCCAAUUCAUUUCCAAUUAUCUAAAAAAAGAUAUCAAGAAUCAAAUCUAGUCAGUUCCUGAUCUACAUACCUUCUAACUUAAUCCGAAUUAUAAUUACAGUCAAAUUCAGUUAAUCAUUUCAGACCUUUUGGUAAAAGGUUAAGGAAGGCAAGCUGAAUACAUGAAGAGGACAGUAGUGAGACAGACAUAGAAGCACCUAAGUACUGCUGGUCCUUGGAAAGUACUGCUUGUACAAACGGAGAACACAAGGUUAACAGCAGCAAUAGCUCACUCUCUGAUUUUGUCCAUGUAAAUCCACCAAAUUACUGAGCUCAGUGUAUCUUCUGUUGGAAGAAUAACACAGACAAGACACAAAAUUAAAUACAGCAGAAACGUCUUUAAUAUUUUUGUCCUGGUCUGGGACAUGUUCUCAAAACAAAAGCAGAAACUCAGGGGUAGCUUCUAGAAAAGGAAGAUAAAAAGGAGAGAAAAUAAAAAUGUUAAAUUUAUGGAUAUUAAACAACGAAUGAAUGAAUUAAUUCACUCUAUUAAUCCCACUGGAUGUUCAUUGUUAUGAAUUUUGUUAAGAUGUGUGUGCUUGUUGAGUGAGUAUAUUAUUUCCCUUUUUACUAGAAAAGGUUAACUGAGGCACUAAAGCUGCUAAAAUAAGAACCUGUCUCUUGUAAUGCUAACACUGUUCUCUAUUCUUACCUCAUAAAUCAAAUAUUGGCAGUCGAGACAGAACACUGUGCGAAUGUUCUCAAACUUCAGGGCAAAUGGUUUUAUUUUAGAGGACAUCUCAAACUCUUUUGACAGAAAAUUUUAAUAAUAAAGAUUCCUUUAUUAUUAUUAUUAUUUUAUUUAUUAUUAUUAUUAUUAUUUUUACAAAUGUAUAGUUUUUUAAUAUGAGUAAUUAAAAAAUAUUUCAUAAUUAAUCUUGCUGUAAAUAUUUGCCCAAUUUGAAUUAGAGGACAUGUUUAUUGCAAGUCAAGUUUGUUGUUUAAAUUUACAAAACAAACUAAUAAGUAACCGUACUUACUUAUGUUUUAAAUGUGGCCAAGAUUUAAAUGUGGGAUAUUUUGAUUUAAAUUGCAAAUUAUAUUGUAAAAACAGGUUUUAUUGUUUAUUUUUACUUCAUUGCACAUAAUAUGCAGAGAGAAAUAAUAAUUGAAUUGGUUUAAUUGCUAUUGGAUUGGUUUAUCUACACACCAAGUUAAAAAUAUCAAUUCAGUUGACUAGAACAGUGGUGGAAUGUGCUGAUGUAUAAAGCUUACAAAUUAAAAUGAAACCGUAAUGGAUGCAACUAUGCAAAUACUAAAUGAAUAUUUUACAAACUACAUACACUUUAAAUCAGAGUUGCCUAAGUCCAGUCCUGAUCUGUGCUUUCCUCCAUCCUUUGGAUGAAUCCCGUCUUAAACACACAUGAAUCAAAUGUCUGAGCUCCCUCAUCAUUAUUCAGUCAUUCAGUUUUUCAGAGGUCUGGUAUCGAGUCCAUUCAUUUGAUUCAGGCGUGUUGGAGAAAGGAUGCAUCUAAAAUUUGCAGCAGAGUAGCUCUCGAGUAGAGGACUUUGGCACCCUACUUUAAAUGAAUGAGAUAGUUUUAUUAGCAACUUAUGAAGUUUACUCUAUAUUAAAGGAAUUGGAUUUGUUUUUCAUGUUAAAUAAUAAAGGACACAUUAAAGUAAGUGUUUCAUAAUUUACUUGUUAUUUCUUGAUAGUUGAUCAACCAUUAAAUGAAAUCAGUUUAUUCACAAAACACACUCUAUCCUGGGCUGUUUUUGAACUUUAAUGCAGGUAAAAAAUUUAUUACACAUAUGGGUAAAUUUUAUUUGUGGUUUAUAGCUCUCUUUCAUUUAAAAACUUUCACUUCUCUUGCACUUCUCCCUGAUUUGAAUGCCACAGUUCAAAUCAGGUAAACGACAAGUAAACGACACAUCAGAGAGCAUAACUCGUGUUUUCUUCAAACCAUAUCUGCUUCCACUAACCCAACGAUCACAGAUGUCACUUUUUUUCGUCAAGGCGGCCUUUCUGCAGAAAUAAUCAUCCAGCCGUUUCUCCUGGUAUGAUUUCCUGUUUGUGCUCAGCACCGCUCUGCAUGCCGAGGAUGAGAUAGACAGUGACGGUGUUGCCUUUGACAACUUCCCUUAGAACUGUGAUGAUAUGUUAUUACACAUUGGCGCACAGCACAGCCUGUCCAGAUGUAGGUGUUUGUCUGAGGUUAUGAGUGGCAGUCUAUAAAACGUCUGAUAAAAUGACUAUCAUCACUCCAUAGCUCUCAGCAUCUCUGCUGACACCUGUCCUGCUGUUUGAAUUCGCCAGUGUUUUUCAACAUCACAUUACUGCACAUUGAAAUGCAUUGCAGCGAAACACACCCCAAUCAAAAUACUUCCUUUGUUUCAAUAAUUGUGCUUUAAAUACAUGUCUGUCGUAAAUCAAGCAGGUGUAAUUACAGGUUUCGUCUUGACAUAUGUUAGUCUCUAUACAAUUAAAUAAAUUAUCCGGAGUGCAA